Messenger RNA from Ylistrum balloti, 12250 nucleotides. RefSeq names its product neurobeachin-like. Gene Ontology annotation, cellular component: cytosol; membrane. Gene Ontology annotation, molecular function: protein kinase binding. The transcript is spliced from 60 exons. Gene Ontology annotation, biological process: intracellular protein localization. The record is from RefSeq and is a predicted model, not a curated record. Bases 1 to 8808 code for a protein of 2935 amino acids. Lineage: Eukaryota; Metazoa; Mollusca; Bivalvia; Pectinida; Pectinidae.
AUGUCUUCAACAGAAGGCGAAGGGGAUGUACAGGUAACCACGACAGAGGGUAUCCUGAAAGCAGCUGGAAAUGACGAGCUGAAAUUCGGAUUGUUAAUUGGCUUGGUCAAAGUGAAGCAGGUGACAAAUAAAGAUGUUGUCAACACAGUUCUGCAUCUGCUGGUUGGAGAAGAGUUUGACAUUGAGAGUAACUUCAUCAUUAAGGAGCCACAGAAUAUCCUCCAUACACUCCGUCUCCUUACCAACUGUCCAAUCACACUGCAGGCAGAGAUAUGGAGUGUGUUCACAGCCAUGUUGAAGAAGAGCCGUCGAAAUCUCCAGGCCUGUACAGAAGUUGGGCUCAUAGAACAUGCCCUCAACCUCCUCAAGGACACGGAAGAUGUCAUAGCCGAUCUAAUGGUGGAGAUGCUGGGAGUAUUGGCCACAUACAGCAUCACUGUCAGGGAACUUAAAAUGCUCUUCAGUCUACUCAAGGCCACAGAUGGCAAAUGGCCCCAACAUUCGGUGAAGCUGUUGUCUGUUCUAAACCUGAUGCCUCGACGGGAUGGUCCUGAUGAGUUCUUCAGUUUCCCUGGUAAAAUAGGAUCACAUAUUAGUCUCCCACCAAUAAAGACCUGGCCGUAUCAGAAUGGCUGGACAUUCUCCUGCUGGUUACGACUCGACCCUGUCACCGGGGUUACGGUAGAGAGAGAGCGACCAUACCUGUACUGCUUCAGGACAAACAAAGGUGUUGGAUACUCGGCCAACUUCUUGGGUAAUUCCCUCGUACUGACUGCGAUGAAAGUCAAAGGAAAAGGCUUCCAGCACUGUGUCAAACAUGAGUUCCAGCCCCGAAAGUGGUACAUGGUGACUCUGGUAUAUGUUUACAAUCGCUGGAGUAAGUCAGAGCUGCGAUGUUAUGUUGACGGAAAGCUUGUUUCUCACACAGAGAUGUCUUGGCUUGUCAAUACAAGUGAUCCAUUUGACAAGUGUUUCCUUGGAGCGAGCUCAGAGGUUGAGGCUGACCAUAUGUUUUGUGGUCAGAUGUCCAGUGUUUACCUGUUUAGUGAGUCACUGUCGCCACAACAGAUAGGAGCUAUCUACCAAUUAGGACCUAACUACAAGGGCCAGUUUAGAUUUGAAAAUGAAAGUGGUUUGACUGGAAACAAUAUCAACAAAAAGCUGGUGUAUGAUGGAAAGUUAACAAACAGUAUAAUGUUUAUGUACAACCCAAUGGCCUGCGACAGUCAGCUUUGUCUGGAAUCGUCUCCCAAAGGAAAUCUCUCCUACUUUGUACAUGUACAACACGCCCUCAUGUCACAGGAGGUGAAGGCAGUAAUAACCCAGUCUAUACACAGCACUCUCCACUCCCUUGGUGGUGUACAGGUAUUUUUCCCACUAUUCGGACAGUUGGACUUCCCUGUAGACAAAGGUGACAAGUCAGAGGUGGACCACACCAUAUGUGCUAACCUGAUGAGUAUCUUACUAAACCUACUGGAAAGCUCUGUGACCAUACAACAACAGAUGUUACAGAACAAAGGAUUCCUGGUGAUUGGAUACCUCCUGGAGAAGGCAUCACGAAUGCAUGUGACACCAGCAGUCCUGGAGUCCUUCCUAGCCCUUACACAAUACCUUGUUGACCUGCCUACUGGCAGCAUGCUUCUCAAACACCUGUUUGAUCACAUACUAUUCAACCCUGCAUUAUGGAUACAUUCUUCUGUAGAGGUGCAGACCAAACUGUAUUGUUACCUAGCAACAGAUUUUAUUAGUAAUGCCCAGAUUUACAAUAACAUUCGUCGCGUCAGUGCAGUUCUACAGACAAUGCACACUCUGAAGUUCUACUACUGGGUCGUCAACCCUAAGGAUCGGAGUGGCAUCGCACCCAAGGGCACAGAUGGGCCGCGACCGACCUAUGAUGAGAUCAUUAAAUUACGCUCCUUCAUGCUACUGUACAUCAAACAGCUGUUGCUGAAAGGUCAGGGAGUACAGGAGGAUGAGUUACAAAGCAUUCUCAACUACCUGUCUACGCUUCACGAGGAUGACAAUCUGAUGGACGUACUCCAGCUGACGGUAUCACUGAUGGCAGAACACCCCGCCUCCAUGGUACCAUCCUUCGACAAGAAAAAUGGUAUAAGAACUGUUUUUAAGCUGCUGGCAUCAAACUCAGAACCACUGCAGAUUCAGGCUCUCAAACUUCUUGGCUUUUUCCUAAUGAGAGCAACACACAAGAGAAAAGCCGACUGUAUGGGCCCACAUAAUCUCUUCUCUCUGAUCGGAGAAAGACUGAUGCUGAAUGAGCAGAGUAUUACUCUACCAGUGUACAAUGUAUUGUUUGAGUUACUGACAGAGCGUUUGUCUGGAGACAGUGUGAUGGAAAAACAUGUGGAGCCUGAGUCCUAUUUCAGAAUAGAAAACUCUGCUGUGCUGAAGGUAGUGGCUACCAUGAUUCGCCAGUCUAAACCAACACCAGAGGUUGCUGAGGUCAAGAAAACAUUCUUGUCUGAUCUGACGAUUUUAUGUAACAACAACCGGGAGAAUAGGAGAACUGUCCUUCAGAUGUCUGUCUGGCAGGACUGGCUCUUCUCUCUCUCCUACAUCUAUUCACGGAAUGACGAGGAACGGAAGGUCACAGACAUGGUAAUGUCAUUGUUUCGGAUGCUGCUCCAUCAUGCUAUCAAAUAUGAGUACGGAGGCUGGAGAGUGUGGAUCGACACAUUAGCUAUCCUACACUCGAAGGUUGCUUAUGAGGAUUUUAAAAUUCAUAUGUCAAAGAUGUACCGUCAGUAUGAUCAACAGCGAGUGGACGAUGUUGAUCCACAAGAAAGACAGAAUUAUCCAAUCAGCACCAUCUCGGGCAUAUCUGACUCCGCCCUUCAGGAACAACAACAACCAAUUAAAAGCUCCGUCCAGAUCAAAGAAGUAGAAAAUGCGACAAAUGAGGGGACAAAACCAGAAGAAAAAUCUGAAACAAAACAAAAUGGUGACAGUAAAGGGGAUGGGGAUGGGAAGGCAGAAAAAGCUGAGGCUGAUGGGAAUGCAUCAACAGAUACAAAGGAUGAUGGGAAGGCAUCAACAGAUACAAAGGAUGAUGGGAAAACGUCAGAUGAAACCAAGACACCAGAAUCAACUGCUGCAGAAAAUGCAGCAACUGGUGCUAAAUCAGACGAGGUAACUGAUGCAAAAAAGAGUGAUGUCCCAAGGGAGACCACUACCACUGGGGUAAAGAGGAACCCUUCAAGAUCGCAGUCAUUCCGGGGCAGCAUGGAAUCCCAUGGCAAUAGACACGUGUUUAGCCCAGGUCCCCGGGCCCCACCCUUCAGGAUCCCCGAGUUCAGAUGGUCAGGACUCCACCAGAAACUCCUGUCAGAUCUUCUCUUCUCUGUGGAGACUGACCUUCAGGUCUGGAAAAGCCACAGUACAAAGACAGUAAUAGACUUUGUCAACUCAGGAGACAACCAUGUGUAUGUCGUCAACGUCACUCACAUGAUUUCUCAGCUUGCCGAUAACCUCAUUACAUCCUGUGGCGGGUUACUUCCCUUGUUAGCAGCUGCCACAUCUCCAAAUGGUGAGGUGGAGAUCUUGGAGCCCACCCAAGGCCUCAGUAUAGAACAGGCAGUAUCCAUCCUGCAGCGUAUCAUGAACAUGAUGGACGUCUUGGUAUUUGCCAGCUCUACAAAUUUUGCCGAGCUGGAACAAGAGAAGAAUAUGCCGUCUGGUGGAAUAUUGAGACAAUGCCUUCGCUUGGUGUGUACAUCAUCUGUGAGGAACUGUCUAGAGUGUCGCCACCGACACCGCCCUCAUUCUCCACCUGGCAGUCCAACAAGUUCUGGAAGUCGUAGUUCACGCAACAUGAAUGGUGUUGACCCAAUACAGUCACUGAUUAUGGCCUCACAUCCCACUGAGAGGAAUAUUGUUGAGAACUUGAAUGAGCAGACAUCACCAAUUAAGGACUAUGAGAAGCUUCUUCAGGAUAUGGACAUCAAUCGUCUGCGUGCAGUUGUUUACCGGGAUGUCGAGGAAACAAAACAGGCACAGUUCCUAGCCUUGGCUAUUGUCUACUUCACUUCAGUACUGAUGGUGUCAAAAUAUCGGGACAUUCUGGAACCACCAACCCCAGCAGCCACCCCAACUACUAACUCACAUCGUCAAUCCAUUAACUCACCCUCAGUGACAGCAUCAGAUAUACUUCAAAACUUACGACCACUGUUGAUGGAGAGAUCCUCCCAUAGCGAUCUUAAAUCUUUGUACCUGGAGCAGAAAAUUGUAAAAACCCCAACAGAAACUGGAAAAGGAGGCAUUACCAAACCUGCAGACCCCAGGCAGGGGUCCAAAAGUAUUGAGAUCAUUGCUGACGAGGGAGUUGGCAUACUUGCUCACAUGUCAGCAGCCCUUGUAGAGGACGACUGCCACGUGGUGCAGGCUGAUUUACAGCAAGCCAAUCAGAGCUCAGAGAAUGACUCGGCUUGUGAGGCUGAUCAGAAUGUAAAGACAAGCUCUCAGGAGGCCAAUCAGAAUGAGGAGACAAUAUCCGUGACAACUACACAAAGCAGCUUAGCCUCCCAGUCUGGCUCCUCGACAACCAACCAGAGCUCUGAGGAAAAUGCUUCCUCAGAGGCAAAUCAAAUGUCCGAGUUUGAAGGUCAGUUUGGGUCAGCAGACGGCACCACAUCCACUGACGGCACAGAACAGUCCAAAGAUGAGGAGCUGGAGAGUGGAGAGGAGGUGGGAACCAGUGAAGGAGACCUCACACAGGAAAUCACAGAGGAGGAAGACCCAGAUGAUGAGGAACCCCAUGUGGAGCCUCCACAGAAUAAUGUAGAUGAGGAGCCACGUGAACGAGUCAAAAUCAAGGCUGAUAUUCAUAUAACGGACUCUACAGAAGUUCCUAAGACAACUCAAAAUGAUGAGCCAGUUUCAGGGGACAAUAUGGCUUUAAGGAGAAGCAUUCAAAGCAGCUUACAAAUGACAUGGCUCGACGAUGAAGACUCCGAGUCUGUUGACCAGUCCAGUACUGACCUUAACAGAACUACUGACUCGGCUGAUGUUGGAGAGGAAGUUGAUGAGAAGGAAGAUGAGGAUGCUUCAGAAGACAAAGAGUCUACAGACAAAGUAGCAGAGGAAGCCGAAGAAGAGAGAGAAGACAAAGAAGAUGAUGAAAAGGAAGAACAAGAAAAAGAAAAAAGUGAAGAAGAUGCUGCUGAUGAACAGAAAGCAGAAGAUAAACCUGAGGAUGAGCAAGAAGAGAAAGAGGAAGCUGAUGGAGGAAGUGACCCAGAGAGCACACCCCAGGGGAGUGAGGCUACACAGGAGGACAUGGAAGAGGAGGAAGAAGGCAGGAAAGGAGAAAGGCCUGAAUCAGAGGGUCAGGAAGCUGAGGCAGUUCAGCAGAAGAGUCCUGAUCCUACAAAGGAAUCUCAGCCAGUUGCAGUAAGUCAGCGUGUGGAUGAUACUCAGAGCAAGCCAGACAAUUUGCCAAUUUCUGCCAUUACUGUAGAUGUCCACAGUAACCGUGAACAGAAGCCACAGCUUGAAAAGUUAGAUUUGGAUGCAGCUAAAAUGCCGAUGCCUGUAGAUAAUUUACCCUCACUUCCUGGGGAGGGAGGCUCAUUAACUGAACGGCUGGAACGGGCACUGGGGCCAGUUGCACCUCUACUUAGGGAGAUAUUCGUGGAUUUCGCACCAUUCUUGUCUAAAACACUGAUAGGAUCACAUGGACAAGAACUUCUUAUUGGAGGCCUGGUGACCUUGAAGCAGAGUACAUCUGUGGUAGAACUGGUGAUGUUACUGUGUUCCCAGGAGUGGCAGAACUCAUUACAGAAGCAUGCUGGUCUUGCAUUUAUAGAAUUAGUCAAUGAGGGAAGACUGUUAGCGCAUGCAACCAGAGACCACAUCGUACGUGUGGCAAAUGAGGCAGAAUUCAUUCUGAAUAGGAUGAGAGCUGAAGAUGUCCAGAAACAUGCGGAGUUUGAGUCUCUUGGAGCCCAGACUAUGUUGGACAGAAAGGAGGAAGAAAAACUCUGUGACCAUCUUAUAAAAUCUGCCAAGCGUAGAGAUCAUGUAGCCGCUGUGAAACUAAGGGAUAAAAUACUCAACAUACUAUCAAACAAACAUGGAGCUUGGGGUAACUCAUCAAAGAGGAAAACUGAGCAUUGGAAACUGGAUGUAUGGGAGGAUGAUUCCAGGAGGCGGCGAAGACUCGUUAAAAAUCCCAACGGUUCCUCUCACCCUGACGCCACUCUCAAGGCUGCAAUAGAGCACGGAGCAACAGAGGAUGCUAUUAACCAGGCUCGGGAGGCAUUCCACGCCCACCUAGCUUCUACCAAACGGUCACAACAGACACCAGACUACACAGAUGAGGAGCUGCUCAUGGAAGAACGGGACUUUGAGCAAGAAUAUGCAGGCCCUGUAGCUUUGUCGACCACAUGUAAGCUGAUAGCUCCUGGGGUGACGGUCAACGGGACAAUGGCAAUCACCAAGACAGAACUCUACUUUGAGAUGGAUGAAGACAACGAGGAGAAUAAGAAAUUGGAUCCACAGGUUUUGUCGUAUGUGGAACACCUUCAUGGACGAUGGCAUUUCAAUGAAGUACGAGCAAUAUUUUCACGGCGAUAUUUGCUACAGAAUGUCUCUAUUGAAAUCUUCAUGGCAAACAGAACGGCAGUUAUGUUUGCUUUCCCUGACCAUGCUACAGUCAAGAAGGUUAUCAAUGCACUACCUCGUGUGGGAGUUGGGGUGAAAUAUGGACUCCCACAAGCUAGACGAAUGUCACUUGCAUCAGGAAAGCAGCUGUUCAAACUCUCAUGCAUGACACAGAAAUGGCAAAGAAGGGAAAUUUCAAACUUUGAUUACCUAAUGUACUUGAACACCAUAGCGGGGCGUACUUACAAUGAUUUGAACCAGUAUUCUGUGUUUCCUUGGGUGAUAGUAAAUUACGAGUCGGAGGAACUAGAUCUGAGUCAGCCUAACAACUUCAGGGAUUUGUCUAAGCCUGUUGGGGCACUGAAUCCCACAAGAAAGGAGUUUUUUGACGAGCGAUAUGAAACCUGGGAACAUGAUCAGAUUCCACCUUUCCACUACGGAACACACUUCUCUACGGCAGCCUUCACCCUCAACUGGCUCAUAAGAGUGGAGCCUUUCACGACAAUAUUUUUGAAUAUGCAAGGAGGCAAGUUCGAUCAUGCCAAUCGGACCUUUUUCUCAAUUGCGCAGGCUUGGAAGAAUUGCCAGCGUGAUACCUCUGAUGUCAAGGAGUUGGUGCCAGAACACUUUUUCCUCCCAGAGAUGUUAGUCAAUGAGAAUGAUUUCAACCUGGGCCAGCAGGAUGACGGUCUGGAAGUGAAGGACGUCAUCUUACCACCCUGGGCUAAGAGUCCUGAGGACUUCAUUAGGACCAAUAGAAUGGCUCUGGAAUCUGAGUUUGUGUCCUGUCAACUCCAUCAUUGGAUUGAUCUGAUAUUUGGAUACAAACAAAGGGGACCAGAAGCAGUGAGAUCCACUAACGUAUUCUAUUACCUGACAUACGAGGGUAGUGUAGACCUGGAAUCAAUGACCGACCCAGUUAUGAAAGAGGCAAUUGAGAACCAGAUUCGCAGUUUUGGUCAAACUCCCACUCAGCUACUGACGGAACCUCAUCCUCCCCGGAGCUCUGUGAUGCAUCUUGCUACUGAAAAAUACAAAAAAACCAGGAGUAUAAUACAUAAGACCCCGAUGAUGUUCUCAACUACGCAGGACGAUGUGUGCAUGAUCAUGAAGUUCCUGUCUAAUUCACCGGUAACCUAUGUGGCUGCCAAUACUCACCCUGCCGUCCCUGUGCCUGCUGUCACAACAAUCUCCUGCAGCCACAACUUCGCCAUCAAUAAGUGGAACCCAAGCUACCAACAACAAGGCACACCAACAAGCUUUUCUUCAGAGAAACCUGAAACUCAGGCAAACCUGCCUCUGUCUAUGGAUCAGCUACUAGCCCUCAACACUGGUCUACAGAGACGUACAUUAGGAGAUAACUUUGAUGAGAGGAUGAAGGCUCGGCACUCUUCCUUUACUACAUCUGCUGACAACCGCUUUAUUUUUGCCUGUGGAUUUUGGGACAAAAGCUUCCGUCUGUUUUCUACUGAAACAGCCAAAAUUUUACAAGUGGUACAUGGCCACUUUGAUGUAGUGACAUGUCUGACACGUUCUGAGUGUAACCUGAAUCAGGACUGCUACAUCAUCACUGGCUCCAAAGACUGUACUGUGAUGGUAUGGAUGUUCACUGCUCGAAACAUGGCCAUCAUUGGUGACAAUGGCAGUCUUGAGCACCCAACUCCCAAAGCCACUUUGACUGGCCAUGAGUCUGAGGUCACCUGUGUCGCCGUCCUUGCUGAACUUGGUCUAGUCAUGAGUGGAUCACAGAAUGGCCCUUGUCUGGUGCACACCCUGAGUGGCGAUUUACUGCGGUCUCUGGAGGCCCCUGAGGGCUGUCGGACACCUCAACUCAUUACAAUGUCUAGAGAGUCCUUUGUUCUUGUCAAGUUUGACGAGGGUCAUAUAUGCAACUUUAGCAUCAAUGGCCGCUUACUUCUAAAUGUCCGCCAUAAGGAUAACAUUCAGUCAAUGAUCUUGAGUCGUGAUGGUCAAUACAUGAUGCUGGGUGGUUCCAAUGGAGUGGUUGAAGUGUGGCGCUCACAUGACCUAACCCUGUUGUAUGCCUACCCACCUUGUGAUAGCGAGAUUAGGUCACUUGCUCUCACGCAUGAUCACAAGUUUUUGUUAGCUGGUUUAGGAACUGGAUGUCUUUUGGUAUUCAACAUUGAUUUCAAUAAGUGGCACCAUGAAUACCAGGAACGAUACUGAAGAUCUAGUGGACACUGUGAGGAUCAGAAAUAGUACUAAAUGGUCUUUCACAAACCUGUGUAUCAGCAUUGAUACUGAAGAGUAGUUUGUGUGCAUCAAAAGAAACAGUACUGUAGGUGUGAAGAUUGUUGUGGUCCAGGAACAGUACAGAACAGUUUGUGGACACGAGAAACGAGUGAUGUCAAGGACAAUUUUGGCACCAAGGGAUAAUGUGCUGGCACCCCUUUGGCAUGCAUGUGUGUUGUGUGUCUGGACACAAGACUGGUGUGUGUUAGGUGCAGUCCAGUGGUUGACAGGUUCACACCAUCAGUUGAUAUGAUUUAUCAACGUGAUGACAUUCUGUAGAACAUAUUGUGUGACAUAAUCAUCCCUGAACAGAACCAGUUGUAGAACUAGAAUCACUGAAAAUAAUACUUCUCUAAUAUGUACUGUCAAAUGCAUCAUAAGUUGUCUCCAUACAAAACCAGUCGUGGUAGAUCUAGAAUCUCUGGAGGGGAAAACUUAUGGAAAUAGAUAAGCAAAGCUGCUGUAGCUGUACUGUGUUGUAAGGCAGGCUGUCAAUUAAUUCAAUUGCUCAGUCACAAGCACAACCAUUAUAUUAUAGUGCCACAAGAGCUAGCUGUGUCACUUAUCACUAACAUAUAGUUAUUGCAUUCUAGAGCAACUUGUGAUGCAGUCAGUUUUAAAAUUGUUUUAUUAUCAGGGAGAGCUUUGCCAUUAUGUUGGCAAUAUUUACACCAUUUGUUGUCCUGCUCAGCACUAAAAUGUAAUAUUGUGCAGAAUUAUAUUGCAGCUCACUGUACUGGCAAAUUACUCUAAAUGACAAGUUGUGGCACUGCCGAUAUAGCUUAUUACUAUGGUACAGUAUCUCUAGUCAACUUAUUCCUGUGACAAAGUCUUAUCGCUGCAUAUUGCUGUGUAGAACCAAUAUAAGAUAUCAUGCACUCAAUCUGAUUCAUUGUUACAAGUAUAUUAUGUGUUGCAUUUUUCAAUACAUUCAAGGGAAGUUUUAAAAUAACUUAAUAUAUUUAUGUGAUGUUAUAAACUUUAACAAAUGUUGUUAUGAAAAGCAGCCAAAUAGUAAUUUGCUAGCAAAUUUAAAUAUAGUAAAUGACAUGAGGGGUUGUCCUCCUUCAACAAUUCUUGAGAUGCCUUUGAAUUGUGUUGGUAGAUCUACAACGAGGAUUCAGAUCUACUUGUGCAUGUAAGUCUUGAUGACCAUAGUUCUUUACUGACAAAAUUAUUUUGACUACCUGUGGAAUUAUUUUCAUCGCCUGUCACUAAAACUGAUUCUGACCUACCAGAAAUGCAUGCGAGUACUAAUGUUUCACAUAAUAAGUUUGAAUCACCCUGCAGUAAAGUGCUACUUUGGAUGAGAUAUAGAUGCGUUACCUGCUAGUAAUUAUACUAUGUGUCCACGGUAAAAUAAUUUGAGUAAUUUGAAGGUUUUAGACUCCUUGGUGAAUAUUGAGUUUAUGUGAGGUCUGUUAAUGGGUAUGUAGCACAUGACACUCCUGGUAGACAUUAAAAGUAGUUGCGUUACUUAUGUUCAGUAAAAUAUCUGCUAUCAUUCCAGAGUUACUGACUGGUAUCUCAUGUUUGUUUUACAAUGGUAUCCACAGUUUCAUUGUUACUUCGUGUGGGUUAUAUUUUAAGAUUUGUGAAAGGUUUUGAUUUUGUGCUGUUGUGUUAAUUCUCAAUCUAACCAUUAGGUAGUUUCAUUGAUGACUAUCAAACCAGUAGGUGUUUAAUCUUGGCUUUAGUCCUCUAAUUCAAACCAGACUGUUGUUUGUUCCUUUAAACCAAAUAUAUCAUACAACUGUGGUAUGGAUUAACUUACCUGUAGUGAAAUUUAUAAAAUAUUUCAUUGUAUUUAACGAUGGUUAUUAGUGAUAAGAUGAUGAAGUGCUAGUGAUAGGACUGGACCUUUUUUUUUAAAUACAUUUUGAUAUUUAAACUAAAUAAAGUUUUUCUUUAUGGAAAUAUGGAGCAGAAAAGACUGUGAGGAUGCUAGAUUUCUACUUUCUAUAAACUUUGAGAUUAAAUAGAUUUAGAUCUAGCAAGGAACUUUAGUGUAUUCAUAUUUUAAUACUUGUUUGUAGGGUAAUAUAUGAAUUUGAGAGUUAAUUGAAGUGAUAUUAUUCUUAAACUUUUGAGAUAACAUUCCUAUUUCUUUGUUGAAAUAUCUUCUUUUUAUAUACUUUUUAAAUCUGUUUAUCGUAUGCUACUUUAUAGGUUGUACAGAAACACUUUAAGUGAAAACUUCAUAAAAAGAAUGAUUUAUUUUGUUUGCUGCUCAGCUUUGUGAAUGGGAGAAGUAUGCUGUAAUGAUAAACAGUACAUUCCGUGAGGUAUUCUCUUUUAUAGAGUUAUUGUGCUUAAAGUGAAAUUCUCAUUUGAGCACGAAGGAUUGUGUCCAUCUGAUUGCACAGUACUGUUAUGAUGGUAUAUCUGGUACUUAAUUCAAUGUCUUGCUUCUUUUUAUUGUAGUAUGAUAGGGUCCACAUAAAUAAUUAAGAUUAAUAGUGUGUACAUUAUAGAUAUAUAUGUAUAUAUAUAUUGAUGUAAAUAAAUAAUCUUAAGAAAAUAUUCCCACCAUAGAAACAAUUCUUCCAUUAAAUGGAAGAUUUUUAAUGUUCUCUAAUUUUGAAAUUGCCUGAAAAAUUUAUGGGAUAAUUUGUGGGUGGGCAUUAAAUUCUGUAAGUAGAGCGAGGACGGCUACUAAACCAGAGGGAAGUCUUCAUAUUUUAUAGUCUCUCUUGAAUUGGGUUUAUUUAUUCAGAAAGCGAUUCUUGUAACCAUUCACAUGCAUGCUGAUAUUUGUUGUCAUGUUGUUAAUAGCUUAAGAGAUCAUCUGCUGUCUUUAUAAAGAUUUUCCUUUUUUAUUAAUGGAUACAUUCACACAGUAAAUCCAAAAUCUUGUUCCUGUUUGAACUUCCUAUCAAAGCGAGGGAGCAGAUCAAAAUUUAGGUGGGGGUGUCAGAAAGGGGAAAUUAUUUCUUAUUCAAUAAUUAGUUAUUCUUUUUUAACAGCUUCUAUUGUAUUAAGUCAAGAUCCUGAAAUUGGGUACUGUUCCAUUCUGAAACAGAGUUACGUAGGGGUAUAGAUAUAUUUAUAUGUAUAUGUUACUUGUGUGUGUAUGUGUGUAUGUUACCAGGUAUGUGUGUAUCCAUCGCUAAUCAGAUUUCUUUUUAAAGAGGCUAUUUAUACAUAUUACUUUGGAUGAUGCUAUAUCAAAUUCAUUAUUUCAUGAACAAAACAUAUCAAAAUUUUUUUUUUUCCUCCUCUAAUGAAUUUGUUAAUUGUGUUUGUGAUAUAGAAAGCUUUUCCUAAGUUUGAUGUAUUUAUAUGUGACACGUUGGUACUGACCAGUGUCCACACUGACCAGUUCAGACAUAUUUGGUAGCAAUAGCCACACUUAAUAAAAGUUUUGAGUCAGGUC